UGACGGAGGCGGGACUUCCUGUUUCGUGUUCCCUGGGACCUCCAAAGGGAUACUGGGGCUGAGAGGGAGAAUGUCUACGUCCUGUGGCAGCGGAUCAAGCAGUGCAUUAGUUCGGGCCUGCUUCCGUAGUUCUCACUGAUUCGUGCAGUUAUCCACACUCUCUCCAAAGGCGCUUUCAGGCGGCCUUGGUGUUCUGAGUGCGCAAGAGUGUGUGUCCGCAGGUGGAGAAAGGGCAUGGAGGAGCCGCCACCGGCUCCCCCGAGCUUCUUUUGCAGGGCACGGCGUCCUUCCUCCCGAGUCUUUGCUGCCGGAGCUGUGGCUGCCGACUCGGAAUCUCUGGUGGAGAAUCAGAAGUUGCCUUCCUUAGUCCAAGAACCCUAUUACCCGGAAUCCGGUUGGGAUCGCCUCCGGGAGCUGUUUGUCAGAGAUGAACAACAGAGAAUUUCAAAGGAACUUGAGAAUAUCUAUAGGGCAGCAGCUUCAGCAGGCAUCAUUGGCUGGGCAUAUGGUGGAAUACCAGCUUUUGUUCAUGCUAAACAACGCUACAUUGAGCAGAGCCAAGCAGAAAUUUAUCAUAACCGGUUUGAUGCUGUGCAAUGUGCGCAUCGUGCUGCCACACGAGGCUUCAUUCGAUAUGGCUGGCGCUGGAGUUGGAGAACUGCAGUGUUUGUGACUAUAUUCAAAACUUUUGUUUAUCUAAGAGCUGUCACUGGAGGUCUUUUCAGAAUGAAUUUAGGCAUUCGAGGCCUAGUGGCUGGUGGUAUAAUUGGAGGCUUGUUGGGCACUCCUGUAGGAGGCCUGAUGAUGGCACUUCAGAAGUACUAUGGUGAGACUGUUCAGGAGAGAAAACAGAAGGAUCGAAAGGCAUUCUAUGAGCUGAAACAGGAAGAAUGGAAAGCCAGACUGCAACUUACUGAGCUCCUCCCUCAGGAAAUUGAAAACAGCCUACAG
This is a messenger RNA of Ictidomys tridecemlineatus (thirteen-lined ground squirrel), 951 nucleotides long. NCBI's taxonomy places the organism in Eukaryota, Metazoa, Chordata, Mammalia, Rodentia, Sciuridae. The record is from RefSeq and is a predicted model, not a curated record.